Messenger RNA from Seminavis robusta, 282 nucleotides. The record is from the annotation of a GenBank genome assembly. NCBI's taxonomy places the organism in Eukaryota, Bacillariophyta, Bacillariophyceae, Naviculales, Naviculaceae.
AUGUUGGAUGGAAAGGAACAUAGCAAGAAGGAACUCGUCAAAUUGGCUGGGUGGGCAAAUACGGACAACAAGGCGUUCAAAAAGCUGAUGAAGUGCAUGAAGGACAUGGGUCUGAUUGAGCAGGGAGGAACGGUUCAGUUUGCUGAUGUGUUGUUCCCAGGUGGAAGGCCUGAGGAGGACACAGUUGCCAAUACUUCCGAUGCGUCUACCUCUCGUAAGCGCAAGGCUGACGAUGGUGAAUUGGAAGAAGAAUCAAACAAAAAGGCAUCCGUCGACAAUUAG